AGCGAGGUUAAUGAUUCACUCUUUUGACCUCGCCUUGUUCGCUUCACCUAUACACUGAGAAAGAUUUUUAACCAGUCAGAUUAAGUAGAGGGACUAUUUCAUUCACGAACCGAUCACUCCGGGAGGCCAGAAGUUGAGCUUCAUGUGUGUGUUUUUUUUAAAAGUCAAAGCUGUGAUCAGGCGAACUCCUUCAAGCUCUGCCUGAGAAGUGCCUGCGUCACCGCAGCUUGGGCAGGGCAGGUCAAAACUGAGCCAGGGCAACUUCGCAAACAGCACGCUUUUAUCCUCCUUCGAGCAGCUCAAAUUCCAUCAUCCUGCAGGCGGGGGGGAGGGAAGAGGAAGUGAUCGCAAAACCUGGGAACUCAAUCUGGACUGAUGUGCGAGCCUCUUCAUUAUCCCAUGCUGGUGUGUCAUUGUGUUUCACACUUGCGGGCACCUCCACAAUAGCCGCAGCUUGGCUGGCGCUCUGAAAGAGUACAGCCGUUUUGAGUCUAAAAUCCAUGACCUUCGGGAACAGAUGAUGAACAGCAGUAUGAGCUCUGGAUCCGGCUCCCUACGGACCAGUGAGAAACGCUCGCUUUAUGUCCGUGCUCUUUUUGACUAUGAUAGAACCAAGGACAGUUGUCUGCCAAGUCAAGGGCUGAGUUUCUUGUAUGGUGAUAUUUUGCAUGUCAUUAAUGCCUCUGAUGAUGAAUGGUGGCAAGCGCGACUUGUUACACCUCAUGGCGAGAGUGAGCAGAUUGGUGUCAUACCAAGCAAGAAACGUGUUGAGAAGAAAGAGCGAGCAAGAUUAAAAACCGUAAAAUUCCAUGCCAGGCCUGGAGUUAUUGAAAUGAAAGGGUCAUCCAGAGCCAAGCGUAAAAAGAGCAUCUUGUCUCGAAAGUUUACCUUCUACAGGAGCAAGGAGAAUAUUGUACAGGAGCACACAGGUGAUCAUGGCCAGUGUAUGACGUCCAACACCAGUGACAGUGAAAGCAGCUCCAAGGGUCAGGAUGAUACUGUUCUUUCUUAUGAAGCAGUGACUCGCUUGGAGAUUCACUAUGCUCGGCCAAUAAUAAUUCUGGGACCAAUGAAGGACAGAAUUAAUGAUGAUUUGAUUUCAGAGUUUCCAAAUAAAUUUGGUUCCUGUGUACCACACACCACCAGGUCAAGACGUGAAAAUGAAAUUGAUGGGCAGGAUUAUCACUUUGUGACUUCCCGGGAGCAAAUGGAGAAAGAUAUUCAGGACAAUAAGUUCAUUGAAGCUGGCCAAUAUAAUGACAACCUAUAUGGGACAAGUAUUCAGUCUGUUAGAGCUGUUGCUGAAAGGGGAAAACAUUGCAUACUUGAUGUAUCUGGAAAUGCAAUCAAGAGGUUACAGCUUGCACUACUCUAUUCAAUUGCCAUUUUCAUCAAACCCAAAUCUGUGCAAUCCCUAAUGGAGAUGAAUAAACGUCAAACUGAAGAACAAGCAACCAAAACUUUUGAUAAAGCAUUGAAGUUAGAGCAAGAAUUUGGAGAGUAUUUCACAGCCAUUGUACAGGGAGACUCAUUAGAAGAGAUCUACAACAAAAUUAAACAGGUUAUUGAAGAACAAUCUGGUCCCUACAUCUGGAUUCCUUCAUCUGAAAAACUCUAAACAUGGCCCAAUGUUUAGAGGGAAGAUGUUGUUGGGAGGUGAAAAAUCCUCCUUUUAAGAUAUGUUGCAUAUCGAGUUUUAUCUUUCUCAUUAUGUUAUGAAUCCUCACCGUCGCUGUGGCUGUUUCCAUUCUGCAUGGUUUUUAUGGAAUUCCAUCAAAGACAUGGAAAUGCACACCUGAAUAUUUUACAGAACAUCUUCAGGAAACAUGACCAGGAUUGGUAACAAGUUUGUACAUUUAUAUUACCUGAAGAUCAGCUUGGAGAGUUUCAUAUCGACUAAGCAGUGGUUUUAAAGGACCUGUGUUCACAGGGGAUUCUGUUGGUGCCAUUCCUUAACAAAUAAAAAUCUAUCUGAAAUUUCCUAAUACAGAUAGGUUUGAAAGAAGAGAAAACCACUAUUCUUCUGUGAUCACACAUAGCAGUGCUUUUAAAGACAUGUACACAAUUCCUCAUUGCAAGAGGAGAAUAAGAGAAUGAAAAUCGGAAAAGAAUCUUAAAUCAUAAUUAUGGUACUGUAGAUGAAAAUAUACAAAAUUUUCAACAUAUUAAAUUGCACAUUGUUUUACACAUGAAAACAUGGUUGUCUGCAUGGACAUUUUACAUUUUUUGCUGUUUUUUUUAAGAAAAGUGAUUCCAAUAAGAACUGAGCAGGUGAAUGAUAAAGAAUGUAUCAAUUGCUCAGAUUGAUGCUGUUGAUGUGACUUUGUAUGAAUGAAAUGUCUGAAAUGUAUUUUUGUGUUUACCUAAACCCUGUGUCUCCCAUUUAGUGAAAUUGAUCACUCUUUAACAACUGGAUUUAAUUUUAAUUUGUAAUGUCAAGUAAC
Messenger RNA from Hemiscyllium ocellatum (epaulette shark), 2444 nucleotides. It is a transcript of the gene dlg3, whose product is annotated as discs, large homolog 3 (Drosophila). The record is from RefSeq and is a predicted model, not a curated record. Bases 518 to 1618 code for a protein of 366 amino acids. Gene Ontology annotation, molecular function: protein binding. The transcript has 12 exons. Gene Ontology annotation, cellular component: postsynaptic density membrane; neuromuscular junction; neuron projection. Gene Ontology annotation, biological process: chemical synaptic transmission. Lineage: Eukaryota; Metazoa; Chordata; Chondrichthyes; Orectolobiformes; Hemiscylliidae.